This is a messenger RNA of Pecten maximus, 792 nucleotides long. RefSeq lists its product as uncharacterized. The record is from RefSeq and is a predicted model, not a curated record. Bases 120 to 506 code for a protein of 128 amino acids. NCBI's taxonomy places the organism in Eukaryota, Metazoa, Mollusca, Bivalvia, Pectinida, Pectinidae. The transcript is spliced from 2 exons.
UGCCACUAAAUAUCUACCUUAACGAACAAUGUCGAUCCAUAACACACAGCAGUGACGUGGAGUUUAUCCUACAUACCAAUUUUGGUCGUCAAUACGGCCGCCUGAUUGCCGAGUUACCAAUGCCCACUAGUGCCAUGGGACAGUCAUUCAAAUUGUGUGACUUUGAACUAGCUUUUACAGGACGCAACAUUGUCGGAAGAUUCAACACAACCACUAUAAAAGGUCGCGAGGAAAUGAUCGAAAAGGCAUUUGUAGACAUGACGCCUUUGACAAAUAUAUAUUUUGCAAGUUUUGACCGUUUAACUGUUAACUACGUCACGAUGAAAAUGCUUGUGACGUACAUCGACCAAAACAUACAAAUCAACGAAUCAGCGCUACCGUUUAUAGCUAGAGUAAUCAGUAACAACAAAACUAUCUGGACAGGAGAAUUGCCAGUGCCAAAGCCAUCGAUUGUAAGUAUUUACUUUGUCAACUGGAUCGUUUUACCUGUCCGUCGAUUAAAGUAGCAACAUACGUUCCUGUUAGCAGUUCGUGGUGAUGGUUUUAAUGUUUCCAUUUACUCACAAAUUAAGUUAAAAAGUACGUGUGAUAUAUCUAUUAUUUUCUGUUAUAUCGGGCGUUAUCAUGUUCAUUGCUGUAUAUUUUGUAUUUUGUGUUAUGUCGUGCAUUCAAACACGAUUCGUUUGCAACGCGUGAUUUGAUUGGAUACGGACCAUGUUCUAAUCUGUGAUAGAACCGUUAUUAAUCGUGUCAACAUACAGAUCGUAAUCUCGUCAGUAUGGGCGUGGCCAA